Molecule: messenger RNA, 1954 nt
Organism: Drosophila serrata
Lineage: Eukaryota; Metazoa; Arthropoda; Insecta; Diptera; Drosophilidae
Product: cytosolic carboxypeptidase 6
Biological process (GO): proteolysis
Molecular function (GO): zinc ion binding; metallocarboxypeptidase activity
Source: RefSeq, a predicted model, not a curated record
CGCACCAUCGGAAAAGUCAGAAAGAUGUUGGGAAUAGCCGUUGAUCCGCUCCAGCAUACGAGCAUGUAUGAGCGAGGCUCAGAUGAUAGCGAAGACAGCGAUGGAGAAGGUGGCCUGGGCAAUGUCUCCAGGGUUAUCAUCCGUCCGCCGGGUCAAAGCGGCAAGGCCAAGAGAGGUCACCUUUGCUUCGAUGCCGCCUUUGAGACAGGAAACCUGGGCAAGGCUGAACUAGUAGGGGAAUUUGAGUACGAUCUCUUCCUAAGACCCGAUACUUGCAAUCCUCGCUUUCGUUUCUGGUUCAACUUUACUGUGGAUAACGUCAAACAGGAUCAACGAGUGCUCUUCAAUAUAGUAAACAUCAGCAAGAGCAGGAACCUCUUUGCCUCGGGACUGACUCCUCUGGUAAAGAGUUCCAGCCGGCCCAAAUGGCAGCGUUUGCCCAAGAGACAGGUGUUCUUCUACCGAUCGGCCAUGCAUCAGGGUCACUAUGUACUGAGUUUCGCCUUUAUUUUUGACAAGGAGGAGGAUGUUUAUCAGUUUUGCUUGGCCUGGCCAUAUAGUUACUCCCGCCUGCAGUCGUAUUUAAAUGUGAUUGAUGCCAGACAGGGAGCGGAUAAAAGGUUUACUCGUUGUGUGCUCAUCAAGUCCCUGCAAAACCGCAAUGUGGAUCUGCUGACCAUUGAUCAUGUGACCCAUAAGCAACGGUCUACGAAUCGCUUGGAUCGUAGCUUCAUUCGCGUAAUUGUUAUCCUUUGCCGAUCACAUUCUAGCGAAGCUCCAGCCUCUCAUGUCUGCCAGGGUCUGAUAGAGUUCCUGGUGGGAAAUCAUCCUAUUGCUGGUGUCCUAAGGGAUAAUUUCGUCUUUAAAAUAGUGCCCAUGGUGAACCCGGAUGGUGUCUUCCUGGGGAAUAAUCGCUGUAAUCUGAUGGGUCAGGAUAUGAAUCGUAAUUGGCAUAUUGGCUCGGAAUUCACACAACCGGAAUUGCAUGCAGUGAAGGGAAUGUUAAAGGAAUUGGAUAAUUCAGAUACCUAUCAAAUAGAUUUUGUGAUCGAUCUGCAUGCCAAUAGCAGCAUGCAUGGCUGUUUUAUCUAUGGGAAUACCUAUGAGGAUGUCUAUAGAUAUGAGCGGCAUCUAGUUUUCCCUCGACUCUUUGCCAGCAAUGCUCCGGAUUAUGUGGCGGAUCACACCAUGUUCAAUGCGGAUGAGCGGAAGGCAGGCAGCAUCCGAAGAUUCAGUUGCGAAAGACUGAGUGACACGGUUAAUGCCUACACUUUGGAGGUUUCCAUGGCGGGACACUACCUCAAGGAUGGCAAGACUAUAUCCCUGUACAACGAAGAUGGAUAUUACCGCGUUGGCAGGAACCUGGCCAGAACUCUGCUGCAGUACUACCGCUUCAUCAAUAUCCUGCCCAUGCCGAUUGUGAGUGAAGUAAGGGGUAAGAGACGUGGUCGUAACCGUCAUGCCCAUCACUCCCGAUCCCGCUCCAAAACCCGCUACGAGGUCAAACCGCGACCCAAGACGCCGCGAUGCCAUGCUCCCAUUGCCUAUACGAAUCUCAGUAUAUGCUAUGAUUCGGGUGGAGGAAACUCCUCGGAUGAGGGAGGAUUCUCACCCACUCGUCCUCUGGCGCCGGGAAGCAGUUGCUUCAGUGGAUAUCGUAACUACAGGAGAGCAGCCACAGCUGGAUCCUGCAUGAAUCCCGCUCACGAUCAGUAUUCACCAUUUGCUUUGGGUGCAAAAACGGGCAGUGAUCAUGGAGGAGGAAUACCUUGUAUUCAUGGUGGAGGUAGAAGCAAGAAAUCAGCUGCCCAGGUCACCAUAGAGGUCCCUUUGCCGGUGAAUGUUCCUCCCAAGCCAUAUCUCUCCAUCAUUGACCUGAAUCAACUGACCAGAGGAAGUCUGAAACUAAAGUCCAAUAGCUUCGAUGCCACAGAUCGGAGAUAGGAUAGUUGUC